Thamnophis sirtalis is the source of this 915-nucleotide messenger RNA. Lineage: Eukaryota; Metazoa; Chordata; Lepidosauria; Squamata; Natricidae. The record is from RefSeq and is a predicted model, not a curated record.
CUUUUGGCAAGUUAUUAAGGCCACCUGGAGGUUUGUCUGUAUCAUCGGGGCCAUCUGAGUAGUGCAAAUUCACCACCAUUCAGUCAGAGCUGAUGAAGCUACUUGGAUGAGAAGCGAAAGAAAAAGAAAAAAACAGAAAAAAGCACCUUUGGGAAAGCCCAGCAGAAAGAGAUAAGAAGGCUGCGGGUGAGAAAGACAAGAGAAAGAGUUGAGGAGGAGAAAGCGACGAGAAAGCCAUGAAGGCGUCCUUAGGGAAGGACGAGGGAGAUAGGAAGACUUGCAUGCACUUUGCACAUGCACAGAGACCGUUUCGGAUGCCCGGGCUUCGCCCACCGAGAGGCACCGCAUUCCUUCCCCUGCUCCUCGGCCCCGGUUGCCCUCUCGGUUAAACUCGGGCCUUGCAGGAGAGACCAGGAGCGGCUGGUCCAAGAGGCGGCGACGGCAGCCCCGUUGCCAUUGGUGGGCCGCGCCGGUCUUAAAGUCCACGCCGCUCGCCUGGGCUGCUGAAGCGGCGAAAAGAUGGUUGGCUCAGCGCGGCUCCCCCUCGCCCGUUUGCCCCGCUUCUUGGCCUGGAAGAGGGCCGGCACAGCCCGGGCCCUCCCGGGGAGAGAGGUGCAUCAGUAUCAAGAACUGAAAAACUCUUCCUGCCUCCAACCCAAAAUGCCUCCAUGUGCCUUUGUGCCUGAGAAGUAUGAUGAAGGUAACAGCAGCAGCUCAGAAACAGCUCGGCCGCCUGGGACAUACAAGUAACAUCUACUUGCAUCCAGGAAUCCAAGAAUAUGCCAAGAAGCUGACUUCGCUGCUUCCCGGCUCCUUAAAGGUAGCUUAUCUGACUAACAGUGGCACUGAAGCCAAUGACCUGGCAAUGUUAAUAGCAAGAAUUUUCACCCGCAACACUGACGUCAUUUGUUUGAG